AUGCCUCGAAACACCUUGCAACGGUUGGCCGGCAGAAAUGCCCACCGAGCGGGCUGUGAGUCACUCGGGAGGAGGAAGGCCUCGGAGGGCAGCCGAUCGAAGUCUGACCCAGGGAAAAGUCGCUGGGUUCUUACAGGAAGCGAUCUAAUUAUGUUCCUUAUUCGAAGUUGUCCUCUGGCCAGUACUGGGAGGCUUUUCUUCCAAGGAGAGGGCUCUCCCGCUUCCUGGGAACAGCCUUUGUGUGCAGAAGCCCUGGAGAGUUCAGCAGCUGGUGCUGGGAAAGUUGGGGAUGUCAGGAACCCUGGAGCAUCAGCAAACUAUUUCUUUCUCUUCUAUUUGGGCUCCACCUUUUUUCCUGUUUGUGUAAUUCACGUCAAUGCUUUGCUCGAGAUUAAGUCAGAGAUGAGUUAUGGGUUCUGGAAUGUGAAAUCCUCUGUUUCAGUACGUACGCAUUCAACCGGGGACAGCACCUCCUUGACUGUCUUCUCUCAGGACAACUUGGAUUUCCAGAUCAUCCAAAGCUUUUUGGAAUCCCAUUCUGUGUUCUCCUUUGUCGUGUGUAUUCUAAUCCUUAUCUGUGCUUCUUUCCACGUUUUUGAGGUGUUAUCUAUCGACUCCUCAUCAGGUGAAGCAAUUCUUGAGGGUCUUCUGCUCCAGUCAGAAAACUUCCGGCAGAAUAGUUAUCCCCAGACCUCGGAGGCUCGACGGAUACAGGAAAAACUUUCUUUGAUGGAUUCGAUGUCAGAAUCUCCAUGUGAAUUUCCACUUAGAGGUGUCACGCUAUGGGGCCUCAGCGUCACCACAUCGUUUGGACGUCUGACCAGUUUCCUGACUUUGAGAGUCUCUUACUUUAAACAUGAGGGAUCAGCCCUGGAAAGGAAAGGAAGACACACGCGAGAGUCUGCCUCUGACCCCACCGGCGGCCACUCUCAGGAUGGGUCCUCCAGACGGGAUUUCAACAGAAUUGUUUUGAUAGGGACAGUACUUUCUGUUGCUGUCCCGGGGCAGGGUGAUGGUGAGGACACACGGUGCUCUCAGAUCCUCUGUGUGGACAAGACCAGCUCUGGGCCAGCUUCCAGGAAGCCCCACUGGUAGCGACAGAACAUGUCCAAUUCAGAAAGCCCUUCAGGGCUGGUUCAACUGGAUAUUGUAUUUAAAUGGAUCUAGUUAUAUUUCAUAUGUGUGAAAGAAAGGCUUUGUUAGAUGAAUACAUCUACACUUUUUUUUUUACUG
Messenger RNA from Cercocebus atys (sooty mangabey), 1233 nucleotides. RefSeq lists its product as uncharacterized. The transcript is spliced from 6 exons. NCBI's taxonomy places the organism in Eukaryota, Metazoa, Chordata, Mammalia, Primates, Cercopithecidae. The record is from RefSeq and is a predicted model, not a curated record. The coding region runs from base 1 to 1095 and encodes 364 amino acids.